Talaromyces rugulosus is the source of this 1191-nucleotide messenger RNA. RefSeq lists its product as uncharacterized. The transcript is spliced from 4 exons. Lineage: Eukaryota; Fungi; Ascomycota; Eurotiomycetes; Eurotiales; Trichocomaceae. The record is from RefSeq and is a predicted model, not a curated record. Bases 1 to 1191 code for a protein of 396 amino acids.
AUGGCCGAUACAUCGGAUUUAAAUCUCGAUGCCCCGAGUGAUCUUCAGGACAUUCCAGAUUCGGCAAUGGAACUGGUUCCCCCGCCUGAAGGCACUUUUCCAGACCGAACAUCUUUGUUAGCGUCCGUGCAAGCUCACGGCAAAACUCAUGGAUACAACAUUGUCGUCAAGUCUUCGAGUACUCCAACGGAUAAGAAGCCGGGCCGGACGGCAAAGAUCUGGCUUCGAUGUGAUCGAGGAGGUCAGUAUCGGCCACGCAAUGGCCUCACAGAAGAAACGCGGAAGCGGAAACGGACAUCGCGGCUGAUGGAUUGUCCAUUCAUGCUUGUUGCUGCUGGUAAUCCCGGCUUCUGGACGCUUACUGUUCUCAAUCCUUCGCAUAACCAUGGUCCGGUGAUUGAGAGACCACGACCUGUGCCGCAACAUCGAGUCAAGAAGGGUCAAAUUCCGGCACAGCCGUAUGAUUGGCCGCAUGAUGCUACAUUAACACCUUUUACCACAGCUCUCGUUAUCAUUGACAUGCAAAAAGACUUCUGUGCUCCUGGCGGGUACUUGGAGUUCCAAGGCUACGACAUAUCUCCUUCACGCGAAAUUGUUCCCAAACUGCAAGACCUAUUACAUACUUUUCGCACUGCCGGAUUUCCGGUCUACCACACUCGCGAGGGCCACCGGGCAGAUCUAUCAACACUCUCGACACGAGAAAACUACCGCUCCCGCAAUAAUUCAUCCACCUUGGGUAUUGGCUCACAAGGACCUCUUGGUCGACUAUUAAUCCGGGGCGAGGCGGGUCAUGAUAUCAUCGACGAACUGUACCCUUUACAGGGAGAGCCGGUUAUCGACAAACCUGGUCGGGGAGCCUUUGCCUAUACUGAUUUUGAGCUACUCUUACGAAACAAGGGGAUAAAGAACCUUGUGAUUGCAGGAGUCACUACAGAUGUUUGCGUCUCCACUACCAUGCGCGAAGCCAACGACCGAGGCUUUGACUGUGUGGUCUUGGAUGAUGGAUGCGCCGCCACCGAUCCGCUUCUCCAUGACAGCACGCUGAAUUCAGUCAAGAUGGAAGGCGGGAUCUUUGGUGCUGUCGCAAAAGUGGACGAUGUCAUACACGCAGUGGAAAAUUUCAAGGCUAUUUCAAUUAGGAAAAUGACCCCUGGGCUGGCGCCUCAAAUGAGUGCUCAGCUAAGCGCAUGA